AUGGCAUUCUUCACCCUUCCUCACGGCCGACUUCACACCGUAUACACUCUCGAAGGGAGGCAUACAAGUCAACGCUCAUCAGAACCUCCCUCAUCCCGUGCCAAAAGACCUGCUUAUGUCGCUCACCCGGCUAGUCAACUUGUAUGUAGACCGUUUGGAGAGUGCGAACCCUGCCCCAAAGAUCAGCUCUCCCAACCCUUCUGCAUGCCUUUCGGCAAUCGCCGCUUACUUCAUUGUAUUCCUAAAGACGACCAGCAUCGAGCACAAGGGACGACAGAUGGAUCACAGCCUGCGGGAGAGGUACCUGCUUGGGAAGCAUGUGGAAAGGUGGUGAAGAAGGAGCAACGAGACUUUUGGGAAUUUGUCACCACCAAUCUGCUCUUCCUCAUCGUAGCUCUCACCAUCCUUUGGGCUCGAACAUCGGCAUUGGCAACUGCACAGUAUAGACAGUUAGCGGCUCGCAUAGGUAUUCCGGGUGGUUCAUGGCGGACAUGA
Tremella mesenterica DSM 1558 is the source of this 495-nucleotide messenger RNA. RefSeq lists its product as uncharacterized. The transcript is spliced from 3 exons. The record is from RefSeq and is a predicted model, not a curated record. NCBI's taxonomy places the organism in Eukaryota, Fungi, Basidiomycota, Tremellomycetes, Tremellales, Tremellaceae. Gene Ontology annotation, cellular component: membrane. The coding region runs from base 1 to 495 and encodes 164 amino acids.